Trachymyrmex cornetzi is the source of this 370-nucleotide messenger RNA. It is a transcript of the gene RpL29, whose product is annotated as ribosomal protein L29. The transcript has 4 exons. The record is from RefSeq and is a predicted model, not a curated record. Gene Ontology annotation, cellular component: cytosolic large ribosomal subunit; ribosome. Gene Ontology annotation, biological process: cytoplasmic translation. Gene Ontology annotation, molecular function: structural constituent of ribosome. The coding region runs from base 105 to 326 and encodes 73 amino acids. NCBI's taxonomy places the organism in Eukaryota, Metazoa, Arthropoda, Insecta, Hymenoptera, Formicidae.
UUCGUUUUCAUUACGCGACCAUUUCAAUCUGUGAAUUCGAUGUCGAUCACGUUUCUUCCCGCUUCCGUUUCCGAAAGCUGUGUAGAAAUAAAUAAAUCCAUAAGAUGGCCAAGUCCAAGAAUCACACAAAUCAUAAUCAGAACAGAAAGGCACAUCGAAAUGGUAUUAAAAAGCCUAAGAGAUAUAGGCAUGAAAGCACACUUGGCAUGGACUUGAAAUUCUUGAGAAAUCAACGCUUUGCGAAGAAACAUAACCUGAAACCGAAGGCCCAGUUAAAGAAGGCAGAACAACGAAAGGCUCUUCGUGAAGCUAAAAAUAAAAAAUAAAUUUAGUGUAAACUAAUGACUCUAUUAAAAUAAAUAAAAAAACA